Messenger RNA from Coregonus sp. 'balchen', 8079 nucleotides. The record is from the annotation of a GenBank genome assembly. NCBI's taxonomy places the organism in Eukaryota, Metazoa, Chordata, Actinopteri, Salmoniformes, Salmonidae.
AUGGCUCCCCACCCCAUGGCUCCCCACCCCAUGGCUCCCCACCCCAUGGCUGCCCACCCCAUGGCUCCCCACCCCAUGGCUCCCCACCCCAUGGCUCCCCACCCCCCCCAUGGCUCCCCCCAUGGCCCCACCCCAUGGCUCCCCACCCCAUGGCUCCCCACCCCAUGGUCCCCACCCAUGUCUCCACCAAAGCUCCCACCCCAUGGCUCCCACCCCAUGGCUCCCCACCCCAUGGCUCCCCACCCCAUGGCUCCCACCCCAUGGCUGCCCACCCCAUGGCUGCCCACCCCAUGGCUCCCCACACCCAUGGCUCCCCACCCCAUGGCUCCCCACCCCAUGGCUGCCCACCCCAUGGCUCCCCACCCCAUGGCUGCCCACCCCAUGGCUCCCCACCCAUGGCUGCCCACCCCAUGGCUCCCCACCCCAUUUCUCUCUAUUCAUCACCCCAUCCUCUCUGCCAACCCUUCUUCCCUACACCUACAUCCUAGCCCUGCCAACCCUCUCCGUUAGUCUGCCCCUCCAUGCUCUCCCCACCUCUCUGCUCUCCCCACCUCCUCUCUCUCUCUCACCUCUCUCUCUCUCCCCCUGGCUCUCCCCACCUCUGCCCCUCAUCUCCCCCCACCCACUCUGCCCCUCUCUCUCCACUCUCGUCACCCCUCUCUCUCUCCCCUCCACCUCUGCCUCCUCUCCUACUGCCACUCGCUCCUCUCCACCUCUCUCUCGCUCUCCCACAUCCCUCUCUCUCUCUCUCACCUCCUCUCACAUCCACCUCUCUCGCUCCCACCUCUGCCCCUCUCUCUCUCCCACCUCUGCCCCAUCUCGAAAUCACAUCUGGCUGCCCCCUCUGCCCCUCAUCCCUCUCUCCUUCACCUCUCCCCUCUCUCUCUGCUCCCACUCCCACCUCUGCCUCUCUCCCACCUCUUGCCCCACUCUGCCCUCUCUCUCCCUCUCCCUCUCUCUCUGCUCCCUCUCUCUCUCCCCCCACCUCUGCCCUCUCUCUCUCUCCCCUGACCCUCUCCUCACCUGCUCUCCUCUCUCUCUCACUCCCACCCUCUCUCGCUCUCUCACCUCCUCUCUCUGCUCAACUCUCUCCCUCUCUCCUCUCUCCACCUCUCUCACCUCUCUCCUUUCUCUCUCUCACUUCUGCCCCCUCUCUCUCUCCCAACUCUGCCCCCUCUCUCUCUCCCAACUCUGCCCCUCUCUCUCCCAACUCUGCCCCUCUCUCUCCCACCUCUCUGUCCCUCUCUCUCCCACCUCUCUGUCUCUCUCUCUCUCUCACUCUCUCACAUCUGCCUCCCAUUCAUCCUCAGCUUUAAUCUCACCACAUGUAUUUCCCCAAGAUAACAAGCCAUUGCGCAUUCACUCCAUACACCCUUUUCCCAGUGAAUCACUCCUACUCAGCAAUUAGCCCCCAUACUAGGCAGAGUCUUAAUUGUUGUGAAUGUGUGAGGAGUGGUGUGUGGUGUGUGUGUGUGUGAGGGGUGGUGUGGUGUGUGUGUGAGGGGUGGUGUGUGUGUGUGUGGUGAGGGGUGGUGUGUGUGUGUGUGUGUGAGGGGUGGUGUGUGAGGGGUGGUGUGUGUGUGUGUGUGGGGGGGUGGUGUGUGUGUGUGAGGGGUGGUGUGUGUGUGUGUGCGGGGUGGUGUGUGUGUGUGUGCGGGGUGUGUGUGUGUGGGUGUGGUUUGUGAGGGGUUUUUGGGGGGUGUAGGUGGGGGUGUGUGUGUGUGUGUUGUGUGUGCAGGGGUGGUGUGUUGUGUGGUGUGAGCUGGGUGAGUGUGUGUGUGUUUUUGUGUGAGUGGGUGGUGUUGGUGGUUUGUGUUGGUGUGUGUGCGGGGUGUGUGUGUGGUUGUGCGGGGGGUGGUUUGUGUUGGUGUGUGUGAGGGGUGGUGUGUGUGUGUGUGUGUGGUGUGCUUGGGUGGUGUUUUGUGUUUGCUGAGGGGUGGUGUGUGUGUGUGAGGGGUGGUGUGUGUGCUGGUCUGAAAGGCUGAUCUUUAGAUAAUUACACAUUCCUUAUACUAAUCUUUCUAAUGCUGUAGUAAUUGGUGUGUGAUUGCUCUGUAACAGGUGAUUAACGCAGCUCUGGCGCUAGCUGCGAAGCCCAACAGUAAGGUUGCUCAGGACAACAUGGACCUCUUCAAAGACUCCUGGGAGAAACAGGUCCGCGUCCUCACUGAUGCCGUCGAUGACAUCACCAGCAUCGACGACUUCCUCUGUGUGUCCGGUAAGGGGGGGGGGGCAGCAGCAGAGCUUUCUUUGCAUGUCCAUGCCAAUACAUAUUCACUUUCAGAUUAUUCUUGUGAAUUGAAAUAUGCUUUACAAAUGUAAUGUUCAUAUUAUAUAUGGUCAAAGGUAGUUUUGUUCGGUGUAGAAUUCCGUUUCUGGUUCUAUUGUCAGGAGUUUGAUGCAUGGUUCACACCCAAGCAAAAGUGAUUCUCCUAGUGUAGCAGCUGAAAACCUAUUGUUUUCUCAACACCCCAGUGUAUCUCUCCUGUUAGCCUAGCUGUUGAAGCGGGACAGGUGAAAGACAGGAGGAGGAAGCGAUCAGAGUAGGGCCCUAUCAAAUCCAUGAUGAGGACGGAAUCAUGGAAUUCAGACAUUAAAACGAAAUUCAACAAUAGUCAAAAAUGUGUUGAACUUAGUAGGGAAUCAACUAAAUGUAUUAAACAUUUUUGAAUUACCCCAAGUUUAUCGUAAGGUAUGAACAUAAUGCGUCAAUGAUUCGUAUUUCCUGCAACUUUCUGAAAAGGCAACGAGAGCUCCGCGUAUGUGCGGUGCGUAGGUCUACCACUUUGUGUAGCUGUUGGAGAAGAUGCUAAUGAAAACUUCUGGUAAAUGCGAAGGCAUUCCCAAAAACCUUCUCAAUUAAAUGUUAACUACAUAUUAGCCUGUACUUACCUGGCAAAAUGAUAUCAUGAUUAUUUUCAUCAAUCCAGUGGGUAUUUGUUUGUCUAACUCUAGAAAAACACCACUAAACAGCCUCUUGCUUGGUGCAAAAUGGAAUUAAAGGGUAAAUACAUCCAAAAAUCCCAACAGCAAAAAAGAAUCCCAGACUUCAAAAGUAAAAUAAAAUAAAAAAGGUGUGUUUUGAGAGCGAAAACUGAAGAAAAAAAUGAAACCAGAAACUUGGAAAAACUAAACGCAGGAAACAGAAUUUGGGGGGGGGGGAUCAAUAAAAAGAAAAAUAAUUUUAUAGGGCUUUAAGAGUCUUAAUUGGACACCGCAUCAAAAUGUUUUGCAACCAAACAAGCAUUUCUUAUUGGAGAAGUUCUGGUAGACCCUCCGUUAGCUUCCGUUUGGGUCCUAGUAAAUACACCCCUGGUGAGGAAGGAAGGCAGAGUCUUAAUUGGCCUCUUGUCUGUCGCUGUUAGACAUUAUUUAGAUAUAUUUGCUUCUUAGCGUUUAGUCGUGUUAAACGUAGACUGAGAGGAGCUUAGAUUAGGAGCAGGUAUUCGUCUUCUCUGAUGAGAACAGGACCCAUAUAUUUAACACAGCCGCUUGAUUGGCUUCCUGCCCUCAGCCUCCACGCUCCGACCAACCAGACAGGAGCACUAAGGAUUCCCAAAUAGCACCCUAUUCCCUAUAUAGUGCAGUACUUUUUGACCAGAGCCCCCUCGGGAAGCUUAUACAGCUCUGGUUAAAAGUAGUGCACUAUAUGCUAUUUGGGACUGCUUGGUGCUGAACUGAGAGCAGAGAGAAUUGACAUCCUGUCAUGUACGCGCGACUAAAUAUUUUGCUGUUCGAACCUGGAUUUUUUAUUUUUUUUGAACGUUAAAUGUAUCAGAUAUUUUUCAUUGCACACUCCUACACAACUUUGGCGCACACUUACUCCUUGUAAAAAAACAAAGGUCAGCGUAGAGUCCUGAUGUACAGUGGGGGGGGGAAAAGUAUUUAGUCAGCCACCAAUUGUGCAAGUUCUCCCACUUAAAAAGAUGAGAGAGGCCUGUAAUUUUCAUCAUAGGUACACGUCAACUAUGACAGACAAAAUUAGGGAAAAAAAUCCAGAAAAUCACAUUGUAGGAUUUUUUAAUGAAUUUAUUUGCAAAUUAUGGUGGAAAAUAAACAGGCCUCAUUAUGUAGUAAGCACAGUGACUCCUCUCACCUCCAAACCAAGGACACGCUCUGAAGACGGUCUGGCAGAUUAUGUCCCCCAAACAAAUAGUUUCAGUAGGAUUGUCAGCUACCUAUGGAGUUAGUUUAACCACUUUCUGAUGCUUCUGCUGCUUGUUCUGUAGGAGUUGAGAUUCAGAACCCAGUUUUUUUAUAAUAGGCUCUGUAUGAAUAAACAUUGGUUGAUUUUUGUAUCUUCCCUUCCAGAGAACCACAUUCUGGAGGACGUGAACAAGUGUGUGAUAGCGCUGCAGGAGAAGGAUGUGGACGGGCUGGACCGGACGGCCGGGGCCAUCCGGGGCCGCGCUGCCAGAGUGGUCCAUGUGGUCACAUGUGAGAUGGACAACUAUGAACCUGGAGUCUACACAGAGAAGGUUCUGGAGGCCACCAAGCUACUCACUAACACAGGUAACAUCUCUCUCUCUCUCUCUCUCUCUCUCUCUCCUCCCGUCUCUCUCUCUCUCUCCUCUCUCCUCUCUUCCUCCUCUCUCUGCUCUCUCUCUCUCCUGUCUCUGUCUCUCUCUCUCUCCUCUCUCUUUCUCUCUCUCUCUGUCCUCUCUCUCCUCUCUCUCUUCUCUCUCUCUCUGUGUCUCGUCUCUGCUAGUCACUAACACAGGUAACAGAGUCCUGUAGCUCUUGCAUUUUCUAUCCAUCUAAUAUAGAUAUACCAUUCUUUCUUUCUCUGUUGGUUGUCUUUACCUCUCUGUCUAUACCAGUGGUACGGGUAUCAUAGAUGGUGAGAGUGGGGUCAGGCUAAACCAACCACCUAAUACUAUUACAGAUUCACACAACACAUCCCCUGCUCUCUCCUUACCUUGCCCCCCCCUCCCUUCUCUGAUCCCUCCCUCCCCCAUCCUCUCCACAACUUCCCUCUAUCCCCCUCCCAUCUAUCCCCCAUCGUGCGACCCUCCUCUUUUAGCACCAGUUCUAUGUAAAGCUGUAAGGCAUUCUCCAUUAAGCUCUCUCUAAUCACUACAUCUAGCUAGGCCUUCAUGAACUAUUCAGUGGCCAAUCUGGGUUGUUGUUCAGGAUUAAACGGCAACCAACACUCUUUGUUUGUUUAUUGGGGAAGGCAGAGUUUAGCUAGUUGUGGUCUUUAGAAAGGAGAUCAUUUGAUAUUCAUUGCAAUUGUGGAGGCCUCUUGAGAGUAUCUGUGUGAGUGUUGGUUUAUGGUCAUAUCACCCUUUGAUGGUCUGUCACCUUGGGGUCUGUAUCAAAUGGAGGAUUUAAAGGCGUGACUGGGAACGGAGGCACCGCAGCACCAAAUAAGCUCCCUGCACACUAGGGAUGAGCCCCAACUGGCAACCUAUUCCCUAUAUGUGACCCACCACCUGGAUUCGGUCCAAUGCGUUAGAAUUUUUUUAUUAUUUUUUUAUUAUUUUUUUUUACAUUGGAUAAAAGUAGAGACUCAGAGCAAGAAGAUGGUAUAUCAUACACUACAAUGGGAAAGUAAUUCUGCUUUGAAAGUUGACCCCACUUUUGAGAAAAUGGCCGUUGAAUGUUUUGGUACACCUACUGGAGAGCUCUUCUUUGUCUACACACAUUCAGCAUCGUUCACACCCUCUUAAGCCUUAGCCCCACCCAUCUCUUUAAGGAUUCACAGUGUAGUAAACAACCAAAGAUUUCAAGACUAAACGUGGUGAAAGUAGUAAUAAAAAUAAACUUAAUCUAGUCGUUGGCCUGUAUCCUAAUCUGACUUUGGUGCAGGUCAUGUUGUGCUUCAAAUAACCGUCUCUGCAUUGGGAAAGUAUUCAGACCCCUUUACUUUUUCCACGUUUUGUUACGUUACAGCCUUAUUCUAAAAUUGAUCACAUUGUUUUUUCCCCCUCAUCAAUCUACACCCAAUACCCCAUAAUGACAAAGCAAAAACAGGUUUUUAGACAUUUUUGCAAAUGUAUAAAAAAACACAUACUGAAAUAUCACAUUUACAUAAGUAUUCAGACCCUUUACUCAGUACUUUGUUGAAGCGCCUUUGGCAACGAUUACAGCCUCGAAUCUUCUUGGUUGUGACGCUACAAGCUUGGCACACCUGUAUUUGGUGGGUUGCUCCCAUUCUUCUCUGCAGAUGCUCUCAAGCUCUGUCAGGUUGGAUGGGGAGCGUCACUGCACAGCUCUUUUCAGAGUCUCUCCAGAGAUGUUCGAUUGGGUUCAAGUCCGGGCUCUGGCUGGGCCACUCAAGGACAUUCAGCGACUUGUCCCAAAGCCACUCCUGCGUUGUCUUGGCUGUGUGCUUAGGGUCGUUGUCCUGAACCUUGGCCCCAGUCUGAGGUCCUGAGCAGGUUUUCCUGACUAGUCUCCCAGUCCCUGCCACUGAAAGAUAUCCCAACAGCAUGAUGCUGCCACCACCUUGCUUCACCGUAGGGAUGGUGCCAGGUUUCCUCCAGACGUGACACUUCAGGCCAAAGAGUUCAAUCUUGGUUUCAUCAGACCAGGUCAUCUUGUUUCUCAUGGUCUGAGAGUCCUUUAGGUGCCUUUGGGCAAACUCCAAGCGGGCUGUCAUGUGCCUUUUUACUGAGGAAUGGCUUCUGUCUGGCCACUCUACCAUAAAUGCGUGAUCGGUGGAAUGCUGCAGAGAUGGUUGUCCUUCUGGAAGGUUCUCCCAUCUCCACAGAGGAACUCUGGAGCUCUUGCAAAGUGACCAUUGGGUUCUUGGUCACCUCCCUGACCAAGGCCCUUCUCCCCCGAUUGCUGUUUGGCCGGGCGGCCAGCUCUAGGAAGAAUCUUGGCGGUUCCAAACUUCUUCCAUUCGAAACUCAUCUCCCGGCAUGUCCAGCCCAUCCAUUCUCAGCCAAUAAUCAUGGCUAGCGGGAAGGUUCCUGUCUUUUUUUUUGUGGCUAAACCAACUAGGCUCGUAAUUUAACAAUUUUAUUUGUAUUUACAAGUUUGUUAUUUAGGCACAUAAAAGUCCAUGUUCCAGAAUUUUUUUUUUAAACGUUCAAAUGACUCUCCUGUGAAGUAGUGACGUACGACAUACGCUUAGCUUCCUGAAACGUGUCCCCAAAUAGUGCACUACUUUUGACCAUGGCCUAUAGGGCUGUAGUAAAAAGUAGUGUGCUAUAUAGGGAAUAGGGUGCCAUUUGGGACAGAGCCUAGCUCUGGGUACCUCCAUCACGGUCGGAACAACAUGGGUCAUAAAAACAGAGUGGACUCCGGAGUCUGGAUUCGGUCCUGGUGCUGCUGCUCACUCACACUGAGCUGGAGACGACGGGUAUUCAUCUCGGCUCAGCUUUCUGAGACCUGCUUUUGGUCUUUAUGAUCACUUAGCUACGGGCCGGGGUAGCCUGCUGUUAGCUACGGGCCGGGGUAGCCUGCUGUUAGCUACGGGCCGGGGUAGCCUGCUGUUAGCUACGGGCCGGGGUAGCCUGCUGUUAGCUACGGGCCGGGGUAGCCUGCUGUUAGCUACGGGCCGGGGUAGCCUGCUGUUAGCUACGGGCCGGGGUAGCCUGCUGUUAGCUACGGGCCGGGGUAGCCUGCUGUUAGCUACGGGCCGGGGUAGCCUGCUGUUAGCUACGGGCCGGGGUAGCCUGCUGUUAGCUACGGGCCGGGGUAGCCUGCUGUUAGCUACGGGCCGGGGUAGCCUGCUGUUUGCUAAGAGCCGGUUUUUCGGCUGCAUUGAGUCAGACCUGUCAUUCUGUAGCAUGGGUUAUUUUCACUUUUAUUUACUGUGUACGGUCGAUACUGCUUUCCCUCUCUCUCUCUCUCUCUCCAUCUCCCCCCCCCCCCCCCCCCCCCCUUCUUAUUUACUGUGUACAAUAGAUAUAGCACAUUUGAUUGACAUCCCACCCCUUGGUUCUCCCACCUCCUCCAGUCAUGCCUAGGUUCACAGAGCAGGUGGAGGCAGCGGUAGAGGCUCUGAGUGCAAACCCCACCCUCCCCGUUGAUGAGAACGAGUUCAUCGACGCCUCCCGUCUGGUCUACGACGGAGUCCGCGACAUCCGCAAGGCCGUGCUCAUGAUCAGGGUGAGUGCACACUAG